UUUUCUUUUCUCUUUUUUUUUUCUUCUUCGUCUCCACUCAACUGCCUGCGCCGCCGCAAAGAGCACGCUGUCUUCAAAAUUAUCCGAAAAAACUAUCGGAUCAAAUCCAACCUUCGCCCAAUCGCCGCCGCCCGGUGAUUUCGCCGCCAACUUUCAACCUUACUACGCCGUCGGUUGUUCGAGAGAGGUUCUCCUUCAGCCGGUUCGACCGAUGGGUUGUGUUCCUGCUGUCUUCAACCACUGCACAUCACCAUCAUCGCCGAUUUCACAGUCGCCCUCUGGCCGAGAAAGAGCUCCUUCCUCCAAAUGUCUCUCCCGGAGCAGCAACAGCAUCAUCCUCGUCCCCCCUAACUUCUUACAUGUUUUCAACCAUAUCUCCCACCCACCUCUAUCGAUUUCGCCGUUGGUGCCCUCGAGAGCAGCUCCUACGCCGUCGACGUAUUCCCCAACUCGUGAAGUAGAAAAUUUUCAGCCGUUUGAUCGUUCCCAAAGUUUAGAAGUAGGGCUACACUAUGUGGGUUUCGGUGUUGGACAGAUUACUCUAUACCCGGUUCUUAUAAGAAAGGGAUCAACAGUUUUUGCUCUUUAUGGCCUUGGAAAUAUCAAUUCCCAAAUAGAAUGUUUCAGACCUCACAUGCUGCGCAACGGAUACGUCCCGAAGCCCAAGAGCGCUAUCAAAUUUCUAUUUGGUUCAAUAUGUUGGUACUUUGUCAGAAUAGCCUUAGGUUUCUGCUGCUUAAUUCCCACACUAUUUCAUAAAGUUGUCGAAUAUAUUCCUGAUGCCAUUGCUGCAUCUGAUUGCAUGCUUGUUAUAUGGGACGUCAGUCAAGUUCUGGCAUACAAGAUAUCAUUGUGUGUUGUUUGCUGGGACUUACUUCAAUAAAGAACAUUUAUUAAGAAAUAUAUUCGAAGUUAAGUUGUUCUUUUCUAAUGCAAUGGAGCUUGAAUAUUAUUAUUGUUAUUAUAGAAUAUUGUCUUGUUGUAUUUUCGAGCUUGUGUAUUAUUCAUAGAAUAUUUCUCAAAUUAUGUUUACCAAAAAUUUAUUUGGAAUUGUAGAAAUUAAGAUCUCUUUUGAAUUUAUUUUUCUUUUAUCUUUUUUCUAUAUGCGUCUUUGAUAGAAGGUAAUUUCUAAUAGAUAAUUGAUAAAACUAUAUUUGUUAUUAGUUGUGACUGUUGGUUUCUUUAUGUUAUUCACUUCCGCAGUCGCUACCCGAGAUUGCGUACUGGAUAAAUCCCCCGGCCGAACCUAAUUAAGUAGAUCAUUGACUGGAGUCUUCAAUGGAGACGUUAAUCUGGAUGUUAAUUAGUAAUGAUGCCUUGAAGUGAAAAUUAAUAUCAUAAUUAUCAAUUUUGAUUCAAUUGAAAUAUUUUUAUCAAUUUUGGUCGCACACAAAUGAAAAUUUAUCAAUUUUAGUCUCAUGAUAAUUGACUGAGAUUGAACAUGGCCGUAUUGGUUUGAACACGGCCGUGUUGGAUGACUAAAAAGGGUGACUAGGUGUCUCCAACACUUUCGUAUUGAUUACCCUGCAUUGAACAUGGCCGUGUUCAUGUCUCUGUUCUAGGCCAUAUUCACGACUAUCUUCUCAACAUAGCUAUGUUCACAACCAUUAUCUAGGUCAUGUUCACGACCUUAUUUUCAGUAUAGUCGUAUUGUAAAUCAUAUUUA
This is a messenger RNA of Andrographis paniculata, 1666 nucleotides long. RefSeq lists its product as uncharacterized. NCBI's taxonomy places the organism in Eukaryota, Viridiplantae, Streptophyta, Magnoliopsida, Lamiales, Acanthaceae. The transcript has 8 exons. The record is from RefSeq and is a predicted model, not a curated record. The coding region runs from base 212 to 883 and encodes 223 amino acids.